AUGGCUCAUAUGGUUAUAGAACACGCCCAACACACUUCUGAUAUCUCAAUCAAUCUGAUACUUAACCAAGAAAAAGCAUACAAUUAUGUCUACCCUGAGUAUUUGAGAUUAGUUCUUCAAAAAUUCCGGUUCUCUGACACAAUAGUGCACUGUAUCUCACAAUUAUUUUUCUCUACAAAUAUCUUGAUCAAUGUCAACGGAUUUGGUCUGCCUAUUGACAAUCACACUGACCAAUCCCCACUGCUACCCCUCAAAUACUUAACUUAUGCAAAUGACAUUCUUAUAUUUUUUAAGACAUCAUCUGAUCUUGAUACUCUACACAGACACCUGAAAACUUAUUUCAGAGCCUCAAAUGCGCAAAUUAAGAUGCAUAAGGCACAAGCCUUAUACUUGUCUGAUAAUAUCUUAAAGAUUGUUAAGAUAAUUAUAUCAUACUGCCAGAACCUGCAAGCUAUCUGCCCCCAAACGCAAACCAAACAGUCCACCUUGUCAUAUCUGAUUGCUAAGCUGUUUUGGGUCCUUGAUAAUGCAACUGCUGAGCUCACGCAUUUUUUUUGGCGUGCUACUUUACCUCCCAAUGACUAUCCUGAAUUGCUACUGCCAGUUAACCUUUUGAUUAUAGAUUGCAAGCCAUUUGUUGGAGCCCUCCAAACUGGAUGUAAACACUUAUCUGACUUUGCAACCAACCGAUUUUGGGAGGCAUGCCGAGAUCACACUCAAUCUCCUCUUGUGCCCCUCCCAUUGCAAGCUAAACAAUGA
Phycomyces blakesleeanus NRRL 1555(-) is the source of this 759-nucleotide messenger RNA. RefSeq lists its product as hypothetical. Lineage: Eukaryota; Fungi; Mucoromycota; Mucoromycetes; Mucorales; Phycomycetaceae. The transcript is spliced from 4 exons. The record is from RefSeq and is a predicted model, not a curated record. The coding region runs from base 1 to 759 and encodes 252 amino acids.